Messenger RNA from Biomphalaria glabrata, 2404 nucleotides. Its product is annotated as BAG family molecular chaperone regulator 3-like. The coding region runs from base 87 to 1343 and encodes 418 amino acids. Gene Ontology annotation, cellular component: nucleus; cytoplasm; membrane. The record is from RefSeq and is a predicted model, not a curated record. Gene Ontology annotation, molecular function: adenyl-nucleotide exchange factor activity; protein-folding chaperone binding. NCBI's taxonomy places the organism in Eukaryota, Metazoa, Mollusca, Gastropoda, Planorbidae. The transcript has 2 exons. Gene Ontology annotation, biological process: protein stabilization.
CGAAGAGUCUCGACGAAGGAAGAUUUUCCGGAAGUUGCUUGACCCGAUGCUUCGAGAACAGAACUUCACUAUAAAAGACUGCGACUAUGGCCGAUCGUCAGUAUAAUUCGAUGCCUUACUCUCAGUCGCAAUUACCAAACGAACCAUUACCAGCAGGUUGGGAAAUGCGUUACGAUCAAAAUUCCGGUUGGCCAUACUUUAUUGAUCACAAUACCAGGAAUACUACCUGGCAAGAUCCUAGACUAAUGAGGACUCAUCUUCAUUAUCCUUUCAAUGCCUAUGGGUUUGCACCAGAAGGUAAAACUGUGGAGAUACCUGUCCACUUUGAAGGAGGAUCAGAACCUCAGCGACAGGUGCAUCAGGAUCAACAGCAGCAUCGUGUGGGUAAUCACAAUUUGACUUAUCCACAUUCUAAUCAACCGCAACCUAGUUCUCAGCAGUUCACAUCAAUGCCAAGGAAACGAGGUGAUGUUUGGGAAAUUCCCAUACAACAUGUUGGUCAGAAUAAUCCCACUGCAACAACUUCACGCCAGCAAACUCCACAACAGACACAGCCUCCUGUUACAGAGUUUGUAAAUCAUCCACAGCCAUCAAAUAAUCCUUUACGGGGCACUGUGAAUAUUCCUAUUGUGCGUGAAGGAAAUCUUUCUGGCUCAUGUCAAACUGGUGGGCAACAAAUGUCUGGUCAAAAUUCUCAUAGUUCAAGCCCACACCCAGACUUCUCACAGGCUAUUCCUUUAUCAGCUAGAGUCCCCCAAUUUCAACAGCAACGGCCUCAGGAGCCAAAACCUGACUAUGAAUCUGGUCCACGCCCCACUGCACAGCAGCAGGCACCAUUUACAGCUCCACCACAGUCUGCUCCUCAGCCAAUGCCAGAAGUAGACAGUCAGUUACCACCUAAGAGUAUGGAGGAAAGGGCUUUUGAAAUUAUUAAUGGAGUCAUGAAUGAAGUUAAAUCACUGGAAGGAGAGGUGAACUCUUUCCAGGGGGUCAAGAAAGACAAGCAGUACAGAUAUAUAGAAGAAAUGUUAACUAGGAACUUGCUGAAAUUAGAUUCUGUGGAAGCAGGGGACCUGGAAAAUGUUAGGCAGGCUAGGAGGCAAGCUGUUAAAUAUAUAGAAGCUGCUAUUGAUUUAUUAGAAUUGAAAGCAGUUGCAUCCGAGGCCAACUUUGGACAGUCUUCAGGGGUUAAUAAUGCUCCAAAUCCUGCUUCAUCUCAGAUGCCAAGUGAGAACACAAAUAAUUCUUUCCAACCCAGUGAAACUUCGGCUGCUUCUCCACCACCUCAACAGGGCCUGACAAGCGUGAAAGAGAUGCAACUGGAAAGUGAGAUCCCUUGCUAAAGCUGCUAGUUGACAUUUGUAACUGUGAUAAUAUUUGUACUAAUUGCUUAAAAUUAUUUAUAACAUGACAUCUUGAAAGUGUGUAGUCCCUGCAUAAUGUCUUCUUAAAUAACACCAUUAUUGUUAAAAUUAGAUCUGAAGUGUUUCAGCUCUGAAUUUAGUUGCAUAUUGCUUUUAAAAAAAAGUUGUCCUAAUGUUUUUGCUAAGUUUUGUUGAAACAAAUUUGAAUAGAAAAAUUGAGAACUGUUCUUUUGGUGAGCUUAACUUUCUUUCUGUUGGAUAAUUUUGUGUGAAAUUUAAAUAUUAAUAAAACUUUCCAGAAACUAAUCUUAAAGUGUUUUAGACAUCUAAUAAAUUAGUUUUUCUUUUUUUUUUCUUCCUUCUUGGUUCCCAUUUUAAGUGUUACUUAAAGUUUGAUAUAUUUAAGUAUAAGGCACACAAGAAUUUCACAGAAUUAUCAAGGAGCACAAAAUAUUCUGUUGUAUUUGUGUUCUAUCUAUCCAUCACACAGAGUACAUUUGAUAGUUAAUAUUUUAUGUCUGUUCUGUGAUCUUUAUAUUAUAUUAAUAUUUGUAAAUGUUUGGUCUAGUUUUUAAAUUUAAUAUUAAACAUUAACCCAAAGUGUAGACCAUGUAUGUAUAUGGAGUCAUGUGUAGGAUGGUGAAGGUAUUGGUAGUGAUAGAAUAUAUUCUCUCCAAGUGUACAUUUUUUUACUGGUGAGGGUGUACAACACAUGUACAGUAUUGAAAUGUGGUUUACUCUUAUAGUAUUUAAGCAAUUAACAUUGUGGACUACUAUUUGAGAGCUUAAAGGCUAGUUGCAAGUUUAUGCAGGGGUCUGUUUUUGCCAAGCUUAUGCCAAAAAUGUUUUGUUAAAGUCAGUUGCAGUGUUCUGAUGUCAUAUGCUUAUGGGUGCUCUCUGUAAAUAGUAUUUAUUAGUAAGUUUUAAUACUAAGUCCUAAAACAAUCAUUUUGAUAUAUAUAUAUUUAUAUAUAUUAUUAGUAGAUAAAUAUUGUAUUACACGUUUCAUAAAACAGUUCAAUAAAACAAUUGUAAAAUUG